AUGACUCAUACUUACUUAUAUUUGGAUGAGCUAGAACGACGUCUGGCAUAUGUUAAAUUGAGUGAUUUUACUGGCAAAUACUAUGUCUAUUCAGCUUUUCCGGAAAUGGCAGAUUUUGCGAAGGAAGAAGAGCUUGUGUUCGCUGAUACUUACACUUCAGAACCAGUGCAUGUCAUUCGGAUUCCAUGCGAUGAAUUGCUUAAGUUGAACACUGAAGAAGUUGAGCCUGCAGUUGGCUCAUAUGAUUUUCAUGAUGUUCCGUUUGCAAUGAAUCGUUUCAUCAUUUGGCGAUCAUAUCGAUCAUGUCUGCUGGUCGAAGAACGAAGCACCAUCAGUUCUCUUCCUUUUGGUUCUUUGCGUUUCAACUUUUCUCCUUCUUUCGUUAUUCCUGGAACUCACUUCGCUUACGUAAAGAAUAAAUUAGUAUUAUUAAUACCGACACAAAUUGCCCUUUAUCGAUUCGUUUUUGGGUUUGAAAUUGAAACGCAUGAGAGGAACUUGAGUGAAAGUGUUUUGAAACUUUCCGAAAAUCGUAACUUUCUGUAUAAUUAUGAUUGCUAUGAAUAUACGACAUCAAGAUCUGCUUGUCGUGCGAGUAUUGUCCAUACUGCUAGUGAUGAAACAAUCGCUCUAUUCUCUACAACUGAUGGACAGCUUUUUCUUGUACAAAUGCGAUAUGCGGCGGGAAGUGGCACUGAAAAAGUGAAACUUGUCAAAGGCCGUGAGAAAGUUAUAAGAGGUGAAGGAUUACUGCAUCGCGUCAUGAAAGCAACUCAUCAGCUAAGUUUGGUUGUUAGUUUAGCUUCGUGUUGCGUUUACGACGAAAUUCACUUCUAUGUACUUUUCGGUGAUAAACGACUUCAUGUGUAUACAGAUGGAAAAAAAGAAUAUGAUGUAAAUCUGUUCGAAAUGUUGGUAGCAAAUAGCAGUUGUGGUGACGGACAGCAAGUGUCUGCAGAAAUGGUGAAGAUUUGUUCAGAUGAAAACUAUUACUUUGUGGUCAUUUUUUUUCAAAUUGAUAAGGAAUGUAUGGAAGGAGUGGUAGAUUUCAUUUGUGGAGUCAAGGAAGGUAUUAUGGAUAUCAUAUGCUUAUGUAAACUUCCUGAAGGCAUUCAGUAUUCUUUGCGUGCUCUCACUAUUAAUUGCUCAAAAGGUGUUAUUUUAAUUCCGUGGAGGGAAGUAAAUGAACCUCACCGAAGCAAUCCAAAAGUUAGUGUUUUGCAAGCUACGCCUCAGGAGUCUCUUUCCAUGCAAAAGUCACAUAUAUUUGAUCCAAACACAUAUCCGUUUAGCGUCGUUUUACGCUCACUUCAGCUGGUGUGCAAAAAAGGAAUUUUCAAUUGGAAGCUUUUCGAAGCUAAGCGAGAUUGGAAAAUUUUGCGAACAGCUGUAGAAAAUUACUGUGAGUCAGAGCAGUUUGAUGAGCAUUAUGGUACGGAAGAUGACUGUUCACUUCUGUUAACUCAAUCGCUGAAAGAAACGAGAAGAGAACAGUUCUGGAUGGCACUUACGAAGAUGUGCAAAGAACUGUUACAAAAUGAAUGCCUGUCAUUAGGUCUUUGGCAUUCUGUUGCUCUUGGCUUGUAUGGUACAGUACAACAGGGACGUUUCACGGUCUGCCGUCGAAGUGAUGAACAACUUCCAAGUUUAGAAUUGUUGUCAGCAAUUGAUCAAAAAAAUGUCAAGAUAUGCUGGGAUACAGCUGUAAAAUUUGCUACCAAAGGAUUGGUUGCGAGUACAAUGAGUGUAGAGGAAGGUUGGCAGUUUUUAGAUGCAUUCUCAUCUGUUUCGCAUAUUUUUGAAAGUGUUAUUCAAAAAUUCACUGAGUUAAGGCCCGUUGAUGAUUUUGACUAUACUGCUGAUUUCGAUUUACCAUUUAAUGGAUCAUUUACAAAGGGCUUAUUGGCCACCUAUUUUGUACACUUGGUUGAUGAUAGACUAACUCUUAGUCAAUGUCUUAUAUCAUUAAUGGAAUAUGUGAAGGUCGUAUAUUCGUCCCGAAAUGAAACCCAACCAGUGAAUGUCAGGUGGGAACUGGUGUUAAAUGCAUACGAAAAUUCACUCCAUGACAUGAAUCGACAGUUCACUAUUCUGUCAGAAGCAAUGAAACUACGAGUUUUUUUGAAUGAUUGUAAUGAAAUGAAUUUAGCAAACGCCUUUUUUGACAGUAAUGCUCUAUCAGUUGUAUUCCAUUACAUGCAGCAUAAGGAGUCACUUAUGGAAGAAGAUGACACAGAAGAGGAUGAGGAAUUUUCAGAAGAUGUGACUGAAAUUCCUACUAUAAAAUGCCUUGCAUCACCUCUCAGGCGUUCUAUGUCUUCUUACACACAGUUCAUCAAUAAAGUUGUUGCUAAUUCUCUAGUAGUUCUUUGGCCCGAAAAUUCAGCGAUGAUGUUAGCCAGAUUUUUAGCUGACCAUGAGCAGUUUUUGGCGUUACAGGCGUAUUGUCGAUUAAAUGAGCCAUAUAUAAGUGAGCUUUGUACAGCCUUUCGUUUUUAUGAAGGUCGUGCUUUUGCUGGAUUAGGAGAUCCAGAGAAGGCGUUGCAAUCGUUCAUGGAUGCAUUAGAAGGGGUUAGUCGAGAAGAUGAAGCACUAAAUAGAGUGCUUGCCCCAGACGGAAAUAAUCCAGAGGAACCGUUCGACGAGUUGCAAUUUUUAUUGAAGGUUAUGAGGAUUAUGGAACAUCAUGAUUUUUACGAACAAUUGGUGAACUUAUCGAGACUUGCUCUAAAGAAGGCAUUAGAAUUACAAGACGAUUAUACCAGAAUUUUGCCUGGAUUGUAUACCUCUGUAUUUAAAUUCGAGCUCAUUACGGAACGAUAUGAAAAUGCUCUCAAUACUCUACUUUCUAAUCCAGCUCCGGAAAAUCGCCGGAUGUGUCUGAGAGAACUGUUAGCGAAGUUGAUUGAGAAAAAAGAAAAUGCAUUAAUUAUAAAUUUUUGUUAUGGAAAUAUGGAUCAGCAAGUGGUCGAUAUAUUGAAAGCCAACGCCCGUGUUUCAGAUGUUAAGAAUGAUGGCUAUUUUUAUGAACUAAUCUUUGCAUACAGCGUAAAGCAAAGCUCCUACCGUCAAGCAGCAUCCAUGAUGCUAGAAUACUCCUGUCGUUUACACUCCGAGGUGCAAAGUCGAGAUAUAUUAUUUCGUCGCAGCAGAGCACUUAAUGCUGUAGCCAGUUUGCUUUCAUUACUGCCGGAUUCUGAGCAGUUUCUUGCUCUCCGUGAUCCAGUGAAUAACAUCGAGAAUGUAGCAGAAAACAAUGAAACUAUAGAAGAGCAGGACGAGGAUAUUGAAUUGGGUAGACGACACAAGAAUAAUAUUGUCAUUUUUAAUCUGAGCGAUAUAUCAAAGGAGGCGCUGUUAUCAUCUGCUCGGUUGAAGUUGUUUGAUGGUGAUAAUAAUCCACAAGUGAAGUUCGUACCACCUCCCAGUAAACCUGAACAAGUUGUCGACGAACUAAUUAACAGAGAAUUUUUCGACCGUGCGUGGGAAAUAAGCUUGGUUUUUGAUCUAAAACUGUCCACUGUAUUACAAGCAGUCACUAAAGAAUGUAUUUAUUUGGAUGCUUCUCCGUCGAAAGGCGAACCGCGAUGGGUAGCCAGAAAUCAAAGCUUUAUAAAAAAUACAUCUGGUUUGCGAGAGCGGCAUUGGGCAAUUCUGCGAGGUUAUAUGGAAGUGGCAAUGAGAUAUGCUCAAGAUUCUGAAGUACUCCGGACAGUGACACUUGUGUUGUUAGGACACCAGUGGCAUACUCGGUAUCCCGCAGAAUACGCUUAUUUACUUAUUAUGUAUGAUAGACUCCAGUCAGCUUGUGAAAUACUUGAAAAAAAGGUGAUUUUGGAGACAAGAAAUAUAACGUCUAAGAAUUCACGCACCUCAAUACCCGUUACGGAGAUCGACUGGUUGCUGUGGUUGAUAGAUAAAAAAGAUAACGAUGCUCUAAAAGAAGAUGCUGUGCAUUUGAAGAAUUGCGUCGAACAAUACUUUAUGCGUGUUGAGUCAUUCUCUAAGUCAUAA
Messenger RNA from Thelazia callipaeda (thelaziosis nematode), 4014 nucleotides. The record is from the annotation of a GenBank genome assembly. Lineage: Eukaryota; Metazoa; Nematoda; Chromadorea; Rhabditida; Thelaziidae.